GAGAACUGUUGACAUUAUCGACAAUCAUGCCAAUAUUUCAAGAUGUCCACGGCCUUGCUGUAAAGUUCUUCAUACAAAAGGACCUCGCCCAAGGAAUCCAAGCAGAACUCUGUGAGACUAUUACGGUUGGUUCACGUAUCAGAUCUUCUUGUUCUUCUUCUAAGGCACUCCAGUCUCUCGGUGGCAGAGUGGAAACCAAGGUGCCGAGGCAAGGAUAUGUUCUUGUCCAAAAUGGCAGCACUGAAGAAGAGCGUCUUCGGUUGUGCUGGGCUAGUCCAGAUCGUCCUGAGAGGCACUUCGUGCCGUACACGUAUGUAGAGGCGUGUAAAAUCGCCGGUAUAUUGCUUAAGCAGAUAUUUGCCCACGACGGAGAGCCUAUCAAGAUGCACAUUCAUCCGAGCAUUGCUAAUGUCAACGCCAGAAUGGCGCUCAGUCAACGUAUCAUGCAUUCGGGUGGCGACCCGACUGCCUCUGUGCAAUCAGCACGUAUCAUCCUUGCUGACCCCAAUACGGAGGUCUUUCAACAUCUUGUCAAAGUUUAUCAAGGUGUUCCUAACAAAUAUGUUGAAUCUUAUUUAUGGGUCAAGAAAUGUAUUGAAAAAGGUGUCCUGGUCUACACACCUCUCGUAUAUAAAAACCCUGGCGGCCGGAGGCCUGGAGAAGAAAGGACCCAGUUCACUGACGAGGAUGAGGCGCAUUUAUGCGCUUGGAUCGCGGCCAAAAUCCCCUUCAAAGAGACAGGUGGCCGAACAGGAAACCGACUUUAUCAACAACUUUGCGAAAUGGCCGCAGAUCCGGAGUAUACUUGGGUUACAAGGCAUACCUGGCAGUCAUGGCGUGAACGUUACAAGAAAAAUGCUGCACGAUUAGAUGCUCUGAUUGCUGCGAUUGUAGACCAGAGAAAACCUUCUCAAGGGGAAAAGGGCCAAUACGGAUACGUCCGCAAGACUGAAGACAAACCAAAGCGAAGUAGGCGCAAGCGUAGCCGCAAUACGGACCACUUCCACCCAUCUGAUGACGAAUUCUUGAGCGCGUUUGAGGAUAACUCAGGAAAGAGCCCUGCAAUGUCCACUCCUUCAGUCUUAUACGCAUCUAUUGAGCACCUAGCUAUUCCUGGCGCAAGAUGCCUUGAUAGGACGUCAGAGAACAUUAUAUUUGAAGAACUCGGGGCUCUUGAUGAAAUUGGCGAGUGUGCUCAAGCCUCAGGUGACAAUGAACUUGCACCUGCUUGCGGCAAGAGAAAGGUAGACGAAGAAUCAGAGGGGGUUACCAACAACAACAAAAAAUCUAGACAUGGCAGCGAAAAAAAACAACCUGAAAUAAGCAUCCUACAUGUACCUUUGGCAACGUCUACCAACGGAUCAUUUUAUCCGGGCAGUUUACAUGUAAUUGAUCAAACUCUUCAAGAUAUAGCGAGGGACAAUAGGUUCACUGUUGAGGAAGUGCAAGAGUAUUAUGACAAGUGUGGGGAAAUGGAACGUACCAGGGCUAGGUUCGAUAAAAUGAGAAAGGAACUAUCCAUUAAAUUCAAGGAAGAUGACAAAUGACAAAUGACUUUGGGGUAAUGAUACAGUCUCCUUUUCUUUUUCUUAUACCUUUGAUUCCAUGAUAUUUAUGGAGCAUGCCUUCAUGCAUGUCAGGUACAAGAAUGUUAUGUGUAUAUAUGUCGGUGGUAGUCAACACAUAAGUGACCCUUCGCACACUUCACAGUGAGGAGAGUUUCGUCGUCCCAAAAAUG
Serpula lacrymans var. lacrymans S7.9 is the source of this 1738-nucleotide messenger RNA. RefSeq lists its product as uncharacterized. Gene Ontology annotation, biological process: regulation of DNA-templated transcription; telomere maintenance via telomere lengthening. Bases 27 to 1547 code for a protein of 506 amino acids. Gene Ontology annotation, cellular component: shelterin complex. Gene Ontology annotation, molecular function: telomeric repeat DNA binding. NCBI's taxonomy places the organism in Eukaryota, Fungi, Basidiomycota, Agaricomycetes, Boletales, Serpulaceae. The transcript is spliced from 6 exons. The record is from RefSeq and is a predicted model, not a curated record.